UUACAUAAUAAUAAGAGAACAGAAGCUCUUGGAGAUAUUUGGAUAAACAAAGAAGUAAGUUUAUACUGUUGCUGUAGUGGUAUAAAUAGUCAAAUAGCUGUAGAAGGAGCAGAGAGGGGUAUACAACUUAAAAAAAAGUUGAAUAUUAUUCUUUUAAUGCCAGAGGUAUAUGAAGACUUCUAUAAGAUGUCACAGAAUAUUGUUGAAAAUUUUGUUAAAGAAAUUAAAGUAGAAAUAAUGAAUAGGGAUAAAAAAAAUAAGCGUAAUAAUAUAAUAGACUUUGCAGGUAAUUUAAAAAUUGAACAGCUAUCAGAUUUAACAUGCAUUAUGAAAUAUCUUAUACACACUGCACAGAAAAAUGAAGCAUCGGCAGAAGAAGCAUACAAUGCAAUUAAACAAAUUAAAUUGCAAGGGGGAUAA
This is a messenger RNA of Nematocida parisii ERTm1, 420 nucleotides long. RefSeq lists its product as uncharacterized. The annotation marks the transcript as partial. The transcript has a single exon. Lineage: Eukaryota; Fungi; Microsporidia. The record is from RefSeq and is a predicted model, not a curated record.